Molecule: messenger RNA, 7545 nt
Organism: Anguilla rostrata (American eel)
Lineage: Eukaryota; Metazoa; Chordata; Actinopteri; Anguilliformes; Anguillidae
Gene: abcd2
Product: ATP-binding cassette sub-family D member 2
Exons: 10
Coding region: 228-2444 (738 amino acids)
Biological process (GO): long-chain fatty acid import into peroxisome; very long-chain fatty acid catabolic process; fatty acid beta-oxidation
Cellular component (GO): peroxisomal membrane
Molecular function (GO): ABC-type transporter activity; ATP hydrolysis activity; long-chain fatty acid transmembrane transporter activity
Source: RefSeq, a predicted model, not a curated record
UCCUUCCGGGGGAGUUGCCUGCAAGAGACGCCGCAAAAGCUAUUGACGGAAACAUUCUGGACCUAGCGGUGCAAUCUCCAACACACAUUCGCACUGUAUUUUCCGUCCGGAAUCGACCGUCAUUGUGAUUUUUACGGCUCAUGUUUAGGUAAUCUAAAUGGACAUGAUACCAAACAACACCAGACACGAAUAGCUAUCAAGUUCGCUGUCGCGCACUGUGUAUAAAAAUGUCUAAUAUGUUACAUGCAGCGUCAAAUGUGAAAUGGAAUCAGUCUACUGCGGCGAAACGGGCAGCCUUUUUUGUGGCCGCUGCCUAUGGGGUGAAAACGCUCUACCCCAUCCUCUGCAGACAGAUAAACAAACGGAAAGAGCUAAAAACCCCGACCGCACGAGAAGGAGAGGAAAACGGCUUGAUUCUACCAUCAGCAGCCGAGGCAGCACCAAGCAAAAAGUCCCCCGCUGUAAAUGCAGAAUUCUUCAAUCAAAUUCUGGAACUCGUAAAAAUACUAUUUCCAAAGCUUAUAACCAAAGAACUUGGUUUGCUCUCUCUGCAUUCAGUCGCUCUUGUUUCCAGGACGUUUUUGUCUAUUUAUGUGGCAGGGUUGGAUGGCAAGAUUGUGAAGACUAUCGUGGAGAAACAACCGCGGAGCUUCGUCUUCAAAUUGAUGAAAUGGCUUCUGAUAGCCAUCCCGGCCACAUUCGUGAACAGCGCAAUUCGUUUUCUGGAGUGCAAGCUUGCUCUGGCCUUUCGCACGCGCCUUGUUGACCACGCAUACAGAACCUAUUUCACGGACCAGACCUAUUAUAAGGUCAGUAAUAUGGAUGGGAGGCUGGCCAACCCGGACCAGUCCCUCACGGAAGACAUCAUGAUGUUUUCGCAGUCCGUGGCACAUUUAUAUUCAAACCUCACCAAACCCAUCCUCGACGUGAUGCUGACUUCCUACACCCUCAUUCAAACAGCGAGGUCUCGGGGGGCAAAUGCCAGUGGACCGACCCUGCUGGCAGGGCUCGUGGUGUUCGCCACCGCGAAGGUCCUGCGGGCUUGCUCCCCAAAAUUUGGGAAACUGGUGGCAGAGGAGGCACACAGGAAAGGAUAUCUACGUUAUGUGCAUUCACGAAUCAUUGCCAAUGCCGAAGAGAUAGCUUUUUACAGGGGGCACACGGUGGAGAUGCGACAGCUGCAGAAGUGCUACAAGGCUCUGGCAGAACAGAUGAACCUCAUUUUAUCCAAGCGCUUGUGGUAUAUAAUGCUGGAGCAGUUCCUUAUGAAGUACGUGUGGAGUGGGAGUGGCCUCGUCAUGGUGGCUGUGCCAAUCAUCACCGCUACCGGCUUUGCGGACAACGAGCUUGCGGAUGGGCAAACGCAAGUGUUGGUCAGCGAGAGGACAGAGGCCUUCACCACGGCACGCAACCUCCUGGCCUCUGGAGCCGACGCCAUUGAGAGGAUCAUGUCUUCCUACAAAGAGGUCACAGAGUUGGCUGGAUACACGGCCCGUGUACACAACAUGCUGCGAGUGUUCAGCGAGGUGCAGAGGGGGCUGUACAAGCGCUCCACACUAUCCCAGACUCCUGCAGGAGAGGAGAAGGGUGCAGCCAAGCCUGAGAUGCAUAUUGACGGGCCUCUGGAGAUAAGAGGAAAAGUCAUUGAUGUGGAUAAGGGUAUCGUGUGUGAGAGUGUCCCCAUAAUCACGCCUAACGGGGACGUGGUCGUGUCAAGCUUGAAUUUUAAGGUGGAGGAGGGCAUGCACCUCCUCAUCACAGGGCCCAACGGCUGCGGGAAGAGCUCUCUGUUCCGCAUCCUGAGCGGGCUGUGGCCUGUGUACGGGGGCCUACUGCACAAACCGCCCCCACAGCACCUGUUCUACAUCCCCCAGAGGCCGUACAUGUCUAUUGGAUCAUUGCGAGACCAAGUAAUCUACCCGGACUCGGUGGAGGACAUGCAGAAUAAGGGCUAUGGUGACCUUGACCUGGAGACCAUCCUUAACAUUGUCCACCUCAACCACAUUGUCACCCGUGAAGGAGGCUGGGAUGCUGAGACGGACUGGAAAGACGUUCUAUCUGGGGGAGAGAAACAGAGAAUGGGGAUGGCUCGCAUGUUCUACCACAAGCCAAAGUACGCCCUGUUGGAUGAGUGCACAAGUGCUGUCAGCAUCGAUGUGGAGGGGAAGAUAUUCCAAGCAGCAAAAGAUGCUGGGAUCUCCUUGCUGUCAAUUACCCAUAGGCCCUCUCUUUGGAAGUACCACACGCACCUGCUCCAAUUCGACGGAGAGGGGGGCUGGCGCUUUGAGCAGCUGGACACAGCCACCCGACUCUCCCUGACGGAAGAGAAGCAGCGUCUUGAGACCCAGCUGGCCGGCAUUCCCAAGAUGCAACACAGACUGAAUGAGCUCUGUAAGAUACUGGGCGAGGACUCUGUCCUCAAGACGACUGACCCCGAGGAGUGAGAGAGGCACAAAUAGAGAGUGUGUAAAUGAGUGAGAGAAAGAGAAGAUCGAGAGAGAGAGAGAGAGAGAGAGAGAGAAAAACAGGAUUGAGUGUGACAGAUUCCUGAGUCAAGUAUCACUCAUCCCUUCAACGCACAGAAAAUUGUUACUUUUCCUGUUUUUAAGUCUUAAAUAUGUUUUAUCUGUUCAUAAAAUCAAAUGUGGUCAGAUCAGUAACAUCAGCUGUAAUUGUAAAAUGCAGUCAGUCAUUUAUUUAUUUGACCAAACAAUAUGGUACCCUAAUCCCUCACGUUUUUGCACUUUAUAUCACCUCUUCAUGAAACUCAGUUCCUUUAAUGAAUCCUAUGAAUGUUAAGAUACAAUUUUAUGUUUUAAAGUACUAUGAAUAUUUAUUCAUGUUUCAUAUAUUGAGGUCAAUGCAGAUAGCCAUUUUAUGUGAGAUGCAGUAUUUCAUUUUAAUUGUGUAGUGUUUUGUUAUGUAUUGCUUUGUCAUUUUAAGAGAAUGUUUACUAAAUCAAAGCCUCUUGUGUAGAAAUAUGGAGACCCUUAAUGCCCUGCCCUGUUUUAGUCCUUACCACACAUGCAUCUACAUCUUAAGUGUUGGUGCUGUGAAAAGACUAAAAAUGACAACCCACCAAAUGUUGACAGGGAUAAUAAACCAGGGGCUCAUGUCAGAUCCACCUGAUACAUUAUGUGCUGUCAACAUUGGUGUGACUUUCCGAUCCUUGGCAUGCUAUGUAAUAUACUGUUAUAACAAUAUAACCUCUUAGCUGGAAGGUUGUCUUUCAAUGCAAAAAGCAUAAAUCAAUAAAGUUAACACACAGGAAUUUAUCAGUUGCUUUGAAUGUAAAAAUAUUGCCAAAAUCCAGAUUGACUUGCCAAUGACCUGUACAUUUAUAUAUGUAUUGAAUUUGGCGGGAUUUGAAACUGGAGCACACUAUUAAGGGCGACUAUAUUUUCCCAUAGAGGCACAGCACAGAAUACAACUGCGUGUCUUUUUAUUACCAUAAAAAGAGCCGGAUCAAGUCUAUUCUCAUAAAACUCUCAUGAAAUAUGGUUGAAAUGCGAUCAAAUUCUAGUGUUCUGCCUUUUGUGGACCGGUAGCUACGCUGUGGCCUGUGUGCUGAACAAUGGUGUGGUCAGGUUUGUAGUAGUCUAGCUGGUUGGCGUAGGGGCAUGGGUUGGUUUCACGUUAAAUUGAUCCUUGGUCAUGGUACCUGGUCAUUCUUGCAACUACUCAAUUGUUACACUCACAGUAAUAGUAUGAGCUAAGUAAACUAAAGGGCAUUUGGAAAAAACAUUGGGCCUUAUUCAUGAAACAUGCAUACAAUCACAUUUGAUUGUAAACUGUGUGUAGGAACUUUCCACAAACAUUUUGGCAUUCAUCAUUUUUUUAAUUAUCUGUAUAUGUUCAUGGCUGUUUCCUAAUGCUAAUCACAUAAACAGGAUUGCGCAUAAAAUGUACUAACAGUCGGCAAUCAUCAUCUCAUACACCUGGGAUAUGCACAAAAACAAAGGUCUGCACGUGUCAUCCCAUAUUGGUUUUUCAUAGGAACAUUUUUAAGAACAAAAGUAAUUUAAUUUAAGAAAGGCUUUGUGAAUGAGGCCCAUUGUUUAAAUGUUUGGUUUCUUUGUAUUUCUGGUGGAUAGCACUGUUACAGGUUCCAAGACAAUCUACCUCUGCAUGAAUUGGGAGGCCAGACAAACUUACGUGAUGUUUUGACUGUGUUAUAUACAUGAUCCCAUGCUGUUCCAGCUACAUGCUUCACUUCAUAGCCAUGAUAAUUUGCACAUAGCACCUAAUUUUGUGAUGCACUGUACAGGCUCAUACUCAUCAUAACUUUAGUCAUCUUGUUGUUGACUUGAAACCAUGCAGGUCAUUUUCGUAGAGUCCUUCAUAGACAGUGGUUGAACAGCUCAGGAUGCAUGGUUAGGGGUUUCUGGUUUACUGAACGGACACUGAUCUAGGAGCACUGAGUUCAGGUUUUAGCAGAUCCUUGUCCCAUUCUCCACCCCCUCCCCCUGGAGCCUGCAGUGCCCUUCUCCUUUGGUGACCGCAACAGUCCGUAAUGAAGGAAUACCACAUUUAGUGGAACCGGUGUGUAUGUUUGUCUUAACAUUUUCAUCAACUGCGUGUUGUACUCCAUAUAAACAUCCGCUUAUUUAAACCCUUGUCAAUGAUGAGGCAAUCUCAUAUGCUUAGAAAUGUUCAGAAGUUUUCAGUGACCACCGCAUACUGACUGCUUUGUCUGUGUGGAAACAUGACAAAUGCAACAGUAUCCUUUUAAAUUGAGAUGUUGCACUCUGGUGCAAAUGUAUAAUCUGAUAAAUUGUGUAAUAUUUUCAGACAUAAAGAUCCUGCACACCAUACACCAUAUCAAAUUGUAUAGUCAGCAACGGGAGCAACCUUUUAAAUAUUGUAUGAAAGAAUUUAUUGCAGUCUUUCUUUUGUGUAGUUUGCACAGUAUAUUGUACAUUGCAUCAGCAGCUAUGUGAGAGUAUGUAUAUUAGGAACUGUGCUCACCUUGAUUGCAGCAUACAUAGCCCAAGCAUUCUGAGGAUUUCUAAUCAGCACUGCUCCUAUUAAAGAUGGGCAAACUAUUUGUUUGACAAUGGGACUUACCUAAUAAGACCCAUAGAGCAACAGCAAAGGAAUUGUACGUGGAACUGAAGCUUGUUACAACUGCAACUUUCUGUUCCAUUUUGAUCGCAUUGCAACUUUGUGUUUAUUUUUUAUGCUCAUGUUGUUUUGAUCAUGAACUGCAAUUCCCUAUUCCAUGUAUGGUACCACUGCAAUAUUUUGUUCCAUGUUUGGUACAAGUACAAGUUUGUAUUUGAUUAUAGAUAUGGGUAUCACCUCUUAUUUUUAUGUUUUGUAUGUGACUGCAGCUUUCAGUGAGGUGAAAACAAGGUUUUCACAGAUUGAAUUUUGUUUUUAAAUUGUGUUACAUUUGAAUUGUACUGUCAGUUACUUGUCUGAUAAAAACUUUGUGCUAACUGUACAUUUUAGAAACCACUGCAACUUUGUGUUAUAUUUUAUGACUGCAAUGUUUUGUUCAAUUUUAGAUAGAAUGUUUUAAUGCGGUUGUAACUUCUGUUCCAGAAACAAUCUUUAUUUUACAGUUGAAAUGUGAUCUGAACUUGGUCGUCCUAUAUCUGUUACCAGCUGCCUAACACAGACUGUUAUACUGUGAAUCUUUGUUUUGGACAAUCUCAUGUUGUGUUUUCUUGUAAUUAAUUCAAGCAAAUCCUUAUUGUGGAAAAACAAGUUCUAGAUUUGUUGGAUUUAAAGGAGGUAAAUUACUUGGAAAAGACUAGAUAUGACGUAUUGAUCCAUGUUAUUGUGAAUAGGACUACAGUACCUUAUGUUUUUAAUGAAACGAUUAGCUUGCUACAUUUCAAUCUUUACAUUCCUCCCUGUUUAUGCUAUGAGAGUCCUGUCUGCUUCUCUCUUCUGUCAUCUGAGCUCAGUGCAGCACGGUGUGAACCUUUAGGAUUAGCCUUAAAGACAGCGUGUGACUCUCUAUUAAUGGCGAUGUCCACUGAGCUGAGACAGCACUGUCCUCCUGUGCAUGUCCACCCAGUCUGAAGUUACCGGGCACACUGCAUCUGACACAAGAUCUGCUAGAGCCAGGGUACUGUAUCACAGCUCCCCUUUGGUAUGUUUCAGUGGCGCAGCUGCAGCAUCACAGAGGCAUGGCCCUUACAACAGACCUGUCGAGGCCUGUCAGUGCCCCCCCCACACCUCUCUUUUGUACAUAGGUGGGCAGGCACCCUGACAUCUCCUGUCAGAGUGACAGUGUGAGACUCCCACACAUUGAUUGACAGUGAGAGACCCAGCCCCCAAUUUCUUAUUUUUUCAGAGUACAAUAACUGUUAACCUAGACCCAGUAAGAUAUUAAGCUUUCCGUUUAUCAUUACUCAAUAAAUCACACGUUACACUUUCAUGUUACCUUUACCCAAUGACACAUUAAUCAUUCAGAUUCAGAAAUUGCCCAUUGCUCUUUCUGAUCAGCAUUACUACCUAACAACUAGGCCUGCUACUUUUCCGUUUGUACCCAUUCUAAAUAUAACAAGAACUGCAUGUAUAGAGAAGGACUAUAUUUGACAAUAUAUUUAUUUCUCAGGCUCGAUUGCAUUGGAAUGAUGCAGACAAUUUUAUUAAAAAUGAUGAAUGUGUACCAACAUGUAUGAUUUGUAAAUAUAUGAUGCUUGUAAAUAUUGCCCUUGCAUGGUCUAGUGAAUGAGGGGCCCUGCAAUUUAAAAAAAGAGAAAAAUCUGCCUGUGUCUCCAUGUCAACCAUGUUUUCCAGGAAUUGUGGGAGGAUUGUGGGAGGGGUAUGCACUCUGAUUGCUGGUGAAGAGGCUGGCUGUGUUAGUAGAUACAAUUAGUCUCACUGUAAUUAAAAUAUUGUUGUUACAAACAUUUUGUCUUUUAUAUGACAAUUUAAGUCUCCCCCAGUCAAAUUUAGGUUGUAGAGAGAUCCUAGAUGCUAAAUUAAUUUAAAAUCCCCUAAUUAAUUUGGACAUUAAACCCAAUAGUAAAAAUGAUUAAUAUUUUGGAAAAAAUAGAAAUGUCAAACACUGAACCAAAUAAUGUUUAUUUUGUGAAAUAUUUACUUUUUAAAAAUACAAUUAUUUUGUAAUUGCCCCAAUGAAUAAUAACAAAAGCAAAUGUAUUGUAAUGUGCUGGGAUUUGUGCCUGUAGACAUACGAACAUAAGAUCUUCCAUCAAAAUGCUUAUUUUAUUAUACAUUUCUGUAUAAAUGUAGAAAAUACAAAAGCUUUUGUCAGAAAUGUUGCCAUUCUUGUGUUUUCCCAAAUAACCUCUGCAUAUUUACUUAUACACAAUUGGUUGAAUAAGACACAUAGGCAUUUUUAGGAUGAUUUCUUCUACAUACUUCACUAUUUCUGCAAUAUGUCAUUCUCACAUGUGUAGAACUUUGUCAUUAUAGCAACUGCUACAGACUGCUUAAAAUUGCACGGGAUUGUGGGGCUGUCCUUUGAUUCUGUGGCAAUAACACAAUGUUCUUAAGGUUUUUAAUUAUUUCAUAUGAAUAAUUUAUUUGUACUCCUACGAAAAUAAAAUGCGCUAAAAAAUA